Diaporthe citri is the source of this 168-nucleotide messenger RNA. RefSeq lists its product as uncharacterized. The coding region runs from base 1 to 168 and encodes 55 amino acids. The transcript has 2 exons. NCBI's taxonomy places the organism in Eukaryota, Fungi, Ascomycota, Sordariomycetes, Diaporthales, Diaporthaceae. The record is from RefSeq and is a predicted model, not a curated record.
AUGCUCUCAAAAGGAUCCCUCUGCCCGUCGUCCGUUGCUCCAACAAAGUCUCAGAUGCGAGGGUCUGGAGACAAUGGCUCGGUGAUCGGCAAGAAGACGGUGGCUAGCGUGCUAGCCACCAACGAUGAGGCUCUCUCGCUGUGGACCACAUCCACUGCCAUCUUUUAG